Molecule: messenger RNA, 1559 nt
Organism: Mercenaria mercenaria
Lineage: Eukaryota; Metazoa; Mollusca; Bivalvia; Venerida; Veneridae
Product: thyroid hormone receptor alpha-like
Exons: 7
Coding region: 1-1116 (371 amino acids)
Biological process (GO): hormone-mediated signaling pathway; negative regulation of transcription by RNA polymerase II; retinoic acid receptor signaling pathway
Molecular function (GO): RNA polymerase II cis-regulatory region sequence-specific DNA binding; nuclear receptor activity; zinc ion binding
Source: RefSeq, a predicted model, not a curated record
AUGGUUACUUGGUAUCUAGUGUCAAUAGGUGUGCCAUAUAUUCCAAGUUACAUGGAUCUUUCAAACGGCCCUGAGCCAUGUGUAGUGUGCGGCGAUGCUGCUACAGGGUAUCAUUAUCGUUGUAUGACAUGCGAGGGAUGCAAGGGCUUCUUUCGCCGGACGAUACAGAAAAACUUACAGUACCAUUGUAAAUGGAACAAAACUUGUGUCAUAGAUAAAACAACCCGAAACCAGUGUCAAGAAUGUAGAUUUAUAAAAUGUUUAAACGUUGGCAUGGCAACCGAUCUUGUUUUAAAUGAGAAACAAAGAACAGCAAAACGAAGACUGAUUGAAGAAAACAGAGAAAGAAGAAGGGACGAACAAACGAAAACAAAGACGAAAGAAAAUUAUCAAGACCAAGAUGUUCUCACUGAUACAGAUAGGGGACUUAUUUGUGAAGUGGUCACUGCGUAUGAAUACACUGCAGGAAAAACUCAAAACUCUAAUAAGGGUGUCAGUGCUGAGAUUCAGACUCAGGAUCCCGAGUCAUGGCAUCAACUAGCCGAAGCAAUGACCCCAUCUAUAGUCAAGGUUGUUGAAUUCGCUAAAGGUGUUCCCGGUUUUACUGAGCUCAACGUUGAAGACCAGAUACUUCUGCUCAAAUCAUGUUGUAUGGAAAUAAUGUGUCUGCGAGCAGCUUGCAGAUUUGAUCCGGAUGCAGAAACGCUUACUUUACAUAAUGGGAUGAAGCUGCACAAGUCACAGAUCCACCAAGGAGGUGUAGCUGUCCUCAUCGAACCCAUUUUUGACUUUGCAAUGGGACUUUCAAAACUGAAACUGGACAAGGCAGAAAUAGCGUUACUUGCAGCCAUUUUAUUAAUGCAGUCAGAUCGUUCUGGACUAAAGGAACCUGAAAAUGUUGAGAAACUACAAGAUGCCAUACUUGGUGCUUUCAAACGUUACAUAACUGAAAACAGACCUCAUCAACCGGUCCACUGGGCUAAAAUUCUUAUGAAAGUGACAGAUCUUAGAACUAUCUCUACACGUCAUGCUGAAAGAGUGUUAUGUAUUCGAUUGGAUAACUCCGGUGAAAUUCCACCUCUUUUACUUGAAGUUUUCAAUGAGGGUCAUGCAUGACCCCAAUUGUAACUUAGCGGAAUAUCUUGAAUUGACAUAUUUUGUGGAAAAAAAUUCUAAUCUGAGGUCGUUCAGACUCAUUUUAAUAUACUCAUGCCAGUAAAAGAAGAUAUAUACUUUUUGUUGUCCGGUGUUAUUUCGUGGUGAUUUUGGUAAAUAUCCAUGGAAACAGUUGGCCAUAAUUGUUUUUACAAGUUCUUUCAUUAGAAAAAUUGGGACACGGGCAAUGUGUACAAUGUUUAGUGUGUGGUUGAGAACCACUCAAGGACGUAUGUUACACGAUGCAUGAUUACUUGGAAUCAGAAUAUGCUUUUUAAAAGCUGUGUUUGUUGAAACUAUAUCUUGAUAAUUUGAAGGGACACAAUAUACUUUACUUGAGAUCCAUUAUAAAGUGUGCUUUUUUCUGAUAUAAUUAGAGUCCCGUUUGAAUAUGCAGGACAUGC